AUGAUGCUGGUGGAAAGAGCACAGCUGCUGACUUUGCCCUCUCCCUAUUCUUUCCCUGUUUUCUCCACUUUCUGUUCGUCGCUUCCUGCCGCCGCCGCCGCUGCUGCUUCUCUUCCCCUCCCCCCACUCUCUGGCGGUUUUUUCGUUCCCUUUCGUUCGCCCUUCUUGCUCGACGUUGCCCUCGCGUUGCCCUUGCCCGCUCGACGUUCCCUUCUGUCUAACUUCCUUUUGUUCCCACAGUGUGUGUCAGUGUAG
Molecule: messenger RNA, 255 nt
Organism: Leishmania braziliensis MHOM/BR/75/M2904
Lineage: Eukaryota; Euglenozoa; Kinetoplastea; Trypanosomatida; Trypanosomatidae
Exons: 1
Coding region: 1-255 (84 amino acids)
Source: RefSeq, a predicted model, not a curated record